AUGGCCAUUCUGGGGAUCCGAAUCCCAUACAGAUUACCAGCAUGGGAGGAAAACAACGCAUAUGACGCACUUCUCCAGAGGCACAGCCACUGUGAUGCCAGCGAAUGCCUGUACCAUGGAGGCAGAGAGCAGGCCGAGAGCAGUGGGCCCUGGCAGCUGCUCCUGUGCAGCUCCUGCGCUGCUGAGGGCACCCACCGACAGUGCUCCCACUUGAAUGACACCACAGCCAUGUGGGAGUGCAACAGCUGUGCUGGCCUGCGUACCGCCUCCAGUGCCAACACCGAGCUUGCUGGGCCCUGCACUGCCAGUGAGAGGGCUCCGGGACCAUCCAGCAGCUCCAUGGAGCCUGAGACCUUGGGCUCCAUGCCCGCCAGCCAGGCAGCACUGGGGACGACAUCACAGAGUUCCCAGCUGCCUGAGCACAGCGACCUGCCCAGGGCGGAGGGCAUCAGGGUCCUCCAGGGCGUCCCCGGCAGCUGCUCGCAGGAGACGUCCCAGGCAGCGCGGAAGAAGCCGCACACGAAGCCGCUCCCCGCUGCGAGGUCGGGCCCCGAGUUCCCGGAGCCGGCCAAGAAGACGCCGUGGCAGCCGGCAAACGCCAGCCCCAGGGCAGCGGAGCGGCACCCGGUCAAGGUCUGCCACUUCGAGAUCCCCGAGGGCUUCCAGAGUGCCCGGACGCAGGGGACCGUCCAGGCAGCGACGGCGCACCCGCACCCGCAGCCCUCCUCCGCAGAGACGUCGGGCUCAAAAUUCCCGCAGCUCACGCCAAGGAGGCAGCAGGACGCGGGCUCAACGGCGGAGGACAUCGCGGGAAUGAAGCUGCUCCCAGGAACAACUUCAGAGACAAAGUCCCCACACACAGCCCCCAAGUCUGCGUAG
Lagopus muta (rock ptarmigan) is the source of this 879-nucleotide messenger RNA. RefSeq names its product protein piccolo-like. Gene Ontology annotation, cellular component: nucleus. Bases 1 to 879 code for a protein of 292 amino acids. The record is from RefSeq and is a predicted model, not a curated record. The transcript has 5 exons. Lineage: Eukaryota; Metazoa; Chordata; Aves; Galliformes; Phasianidae.